This is a messenger RNA of Strongylocentrotus purpuratus (purple sea urchin), 328 nucleotides long. RefSeq lists its product as uncharacterized. The record is from RefSeq and is a predicted model, not a curated record. The transcript has 2 exons. The coding region runs from base 17 to 328 and encodes 103 amino acids. Lineage: Eukaryota; Metazoa; Echinodermata; Echinoidea; Camarodonta; Strongylocentrotidae.
GAUAACGCCGUUCAGCAUGUUCUAUACGUGUAGUAGUUCUGAGAUUGAAGUGGCUCCUGAGGUUCCUCUACAGCUGUGCCUACAUACCUUGUUCUCUGGAAACACUUCUAUCAACCUCUCACAGAACGGAGCCAGCUACGAGAUCGAUCUAGGACUCAUGUUCCCAACCCUCGGGGAACCAUCUCAGUCUGUCCAUGAAUGGCUAGAAGCCCUAGCUCUUUCUGCUACUGAUGGCAAUGACACUUGUCCAAGUCCCAUCUCAGAGACGCCCUCUACGCUACCCGAUCCGAGUCGACUCUCCGACGAAGUCGCAGGAAGUUCUGACUGA